Molecule: messenger RNA, 3906 nt
Organism: Caenorhabditis auriculariae
Lineage: Eukaryota; Metazoa; Nematoda; Chromadorea; Rhabditida; Rhabditidae
Source: the annotation of a GenBank genome assembly
AUGGCCCCAGCCUCAGAAUGUGAUUUGGUGAGUUCAUACCUUCAAAGUCUUGUCAAAUACGUAUCCUGUGAAAUUUUCCAAGCUCAAUUUAAGUCAUUUCCAGGAAACUAUAAGCCUCCUUUAAGUGGAAUUUAAAAAAUAGGUCGCAAGUGGAAUGGCUCAAAACGUCUCGAAGACGUUUAUCAGUUUUUGAAGCUUUCAAAAAAGUAAGAGCGCAAGUCGUUUCAAGUCGGGAGCUUCUUGAAGCAACCGAAGACAUUCUCCAUGCGACCACUUGUAUUAAAAAUAAUUAUUGAAGUGAACAUCUAUCCAAAAUGUCCAUUGCAUAAAUAACUGAGCUUUAAGGAAGCCGCGACAAUAUUUUUCGCUCCCUAUCGAAUCGUCUACCUUGUGAACGCCCUGCUGUCGGCGACGUCGUUGUUCACGAUUUUUCAUUUCGUCAGGAAUUAUCUUUUUGCCUCUCCAUUUCAUCCAAAUUUUCGGGUUAGUCUAAUUUUUUCAAAUCGAGUUCUCUGAGAAAAUCGAUCAAAUCCAAAAAGGCUUGGUACAAAAAUUUUACAUUUAUUCCUGAGAGCUCUCCUCACUGUCACUGACACUAUACAGCCUUCUAAAUAAUUCGCCCCAGCCUUUGAUGAGCUCCGCCCAUUUUCAGGCAUACUGUGGAAAAAAUACCGUAAAAAGCCAACUUUUUUCAGUUAUUCUCUAAUGAACAUGUUCUCUGCAUUAAAAUUAGUUUGAAACGAUUUGCUUCACUAGGAAAAAAUUUGGCUUUUUACGGUAUUUUUUCCACAGUACGCUUGAAAAUGGGCGGAGCUUAUCAAAGCUUGGUGCGAAUUAUUCAGAAGACCGUAUAGUAUCAGUGCCAGUAGGUAGAGCUCUGAGAAAUUGUUGUACCAAGCCUUUUUUGCAAACCUCGGAGAACGAGUGUUGAAAACAAAAACAUAUUUUAUAAAUUCCAGAUUUUUCUUCUCGGCUACUUCCUGUCAGCUUUCGUCCAUUCCUGCAUAUUUCUAUUGAAUGAGGUCAGUGACUUUUGAAUAAAAAUCCAUAGAAAAGCUGAAUUUUCAGGCCUUAUCCCUGUCCCGUCUACUAUCCUAUUCCGAACCAUGUGACGCUCUGAUUCCAGCUUUUCCCUAUGCAAUGAUCCAUAUUCCACUUGUUUGUUGUCUCAUUUCGGGCAUUAUCGGACAGGUUUGAGUAUUUUCCUUCAUGUUUUUAUCCGUUUUUAUAUAUUUAUUGUAAUUUUUCGUAUACAUCCUCGCAAAAAAGUAUUCUCAACAAAAAAAAAAUGACCUUCAUCGCACGUGGAAUGGCUCAAAGCGUUACAGACGCUUCUUACGCCCGACCUAAAACGACUUGCGCGCGGUUUUAGCGAAAACCGUGAUAAGAAAGUAACGAUGUUUUAGCCAUUCCAAGUGCGACCAAGGCGUUUGUAGUGAUAAUGAAUACUUAUUGAUAUAAUUUAGGCUCUACUGGUAGCCGAACGAUUGGCGGCAACGGUCAUGGUGAAGACCUACGAGAAUACGAGUCCAAGGAUCAGUUUGGCAGUUUAUCUGAUCAUUGUGAGUUGAAAUUUGAAGAAAGGUCAUUUUACUUUGUGGUUGGGAAUUUCCUGAAAAUCGUACAAAACACUCCUUGAAGUACCAAAAAAGGGUUCUGAAAGUCUCAACCUGCAUAACUUCCUAGUUUUUGAGAAAUUAGGUCAAAAUCAGCCAAAAAGGCCAUUUUUGGAGCUGUCAGCCCUUAUUUCUUGAUAACUAGGAUGUUGUGCAGGUUGAGACUUUCAGAACCUUAAGAGAUGCUCUGAAAAGUUUUCAGAGAAUUCCCAACCGUAAAGUAAAAUGAUCUACCUUGUAAGGUAAACAUUCCCUGGACUUCUAAAAUUCAUCGAAUCUCAUUUCCUGGUAUAGUCUGUGUCCCACGACUUGAAAUUUCACGGAACGACAUUCCGCUGUGCCGCUGUGCGCCUUUGGGAACCUUGGUCGCGCUUUUAAUUUUUUUUCUUUUAUCAAGGUACUUUACUUUCAUGGGGUCCCACAGCAAUAACAAUCAUUUAAAAGCGCGACCGAAAGACGCUUCGCGAACGCACGCAGCGGAACAGCGGAAUGUCGUUCCGUGAAAUUGCAAGUCGUGGCACACAGACUAUACCUUUUCAAGAAAAAUAUUUGCUUAAACUUUCAAACGUUCCUCCGAAAGUUCCCCACAGUUUUUUCUAUCAGUAAUGCUCAAUCUCAACUUAUAAGGUCACGAGAAACUGACAAAUUUCCAAUGUUCCAGGGUGUUCUACUACCAAUCCUGCUUGUCUACUGGGCCUAUGCUGAUGGAGACUUUAGCCAUGCUGCAAUUACGGCUCUGACUCCUCCAAGAGGAACAGAAAUCAAGGCAAGUAGCAGUCCUUUCUCAAAUAAAUAUAAGAACAUCACUUUCUUUCAAAAAUAUAAGGAAAAUCUCAAUAAAAAGAUAGAUUCUAGCUUGAUUCUUUCCAGGUGAACAUCAUCUACCUGUCAUCAUUCGCCGUGGCUUGUGGCGCUCUGGUCGUUUUACGCUUUUUGGCGAUUAUCAACAAGAGACAAGAGCAUACGUUAGUUUCUCAAUUGAGCUUUAAAAAAAGAGAAACUUUAAAAAAAAGCUCUUGUACAUUUCUUGUACACGUUUCUAGUGACCACUUUAGUGGCGUCAGAAGUCUUAAGUGAUCCCUAGAGCUGCCAGAAACGUCCGGAGCACCUCCUUUUUCGUUACCAAUGUCUGAGCUUCAUUAAGAAUGUGCACAAAAUUUACCAAGGAACUCUUACUUUUGGGAAUAAUUUCUCUCCUCACUUAUUUUCUCAAGCUUUUUUCCAAUUUUUUCUGUCCAAAUUAUUCUUCUUCUUCCUACGCCUUUGUACCGCUUGAGCGACGCCCCAAGUCGAUUAGCCGAGGUCCUAUCCUGAUAUUGAUAAUCAGUGGACUGGCUCUAGUGACAUAUCCGUGUUUGAAGUCGUGGUUUCCCACUACCAACAUCUCUUAAGCCACUUGGUUGGUUCGAAGGGAGGGGGGAUCGAACUUGUGACUCUGUGAACCGUAGACAGGCACACAACCUGUUGCGCUACGGCGCGCCGUUUUUUCUGCCUAACCAAAAAAUUUCCAGAAUGGCCUUCUCGCUGUCGUCUCGCUACCAAACAUCGGAAAAUAUUGCUACAACUCGGUUCAUCACAGUUAUUCUGUGUCAUUCACUGACGAUAUGCCUGAUUUACACGGCCGCCAACGUUGUUUUGCGAAACUUCCGAUUUGACUUUUUGGAUCGGGAUCAACGAUAUUUGAGUGCUUUGAAAUCGGUCUUCUAUGUGAGUUUCCUUCAGUUUUCAAAGGUUCCGAGACUUUCAAAAAUUACUAGAGUUCGCUAAAAAUCAUUGAUUUUUCUUAACCUUUAUACUCUCAACUGGAAGACUUCAAAACUCAGAAAUAAAAUGUCUAUUUAUUCAAGGGAGCAGUACCAAAAAUUCAAAUGCCUCCUUGAGGAAGCCGGUUUAAAGUCGGGUGCAACUAAAAGCAAUGAAAAAAUAGGGGCUAAGAUAUUCGUUUUCAUGUCUGAAUUGAAAGCUCAUGACCGCACUUGGAAUGGCCAGGCUGCAAAACGGUUAAUUAAUAACGCAGCCGACCCAAAACUACUUGCGCGCGGAGGCAUCGAAAAUCAUUAUCUGAAUCGGCAGCUCCUCAAAUGCGAGCUGAAGAACAAAAAAGUCAUUUUUCCUGUUCCAGCUUCAUCCCUGGUUCGCAUUUUCGUUGCCGAUCGUCGCGAGUUGGCAACUGGCCAAGUUGAGAGAGAAGCGGACGGAAAGGACGCGUCAAAUGGUCGCCGUCAGGGCGAAAGGCCGCGAAGGCUCCGACGCCUACACUCAGAUGCUCCAGCAGCAGUGGAGUAGAUAG